AUGUCGAACAUUCUCCGCCGUCUCCAGGGCGGAAACCUAGAAGUUGUCAAAUUCGGAAUGUACAUCCUCUUCCCAAUCGGCUGGAUGUAUUACUUCGGCACAAACCUCGAAGAACGUUUCUCCGUGCCGGGCUUCUGGCCCACGGCUGAACAAUCACAUAAAAUCCCGGAGACAAAGGAAGAUAUCGAUGCGGAGUUGUCGCGGAUGAGGACAUUGGAUGCGAUUCGGGUGAAGAAGAGGCAGCAGCAGCAGCAAGAAGAGGAGUUGAGGCAGAGGCAGGAGAUGUUGAGUGCUGCUCACGGGUCGGGGGAGGGGACGGCGUGA
Messenger RNA from Talaromyces marneffei, 324 nucleotides. RefSeq lists its product as uncharacterized. Gene Ontology annotation, cellular component: mitochondrion; mitochondrial inner membrane. The coding region runs from base 1 to 324 and encodes 107 amino acids. NCBI's taxonomy places the organism in Eukaryota, Fungi, Ascomycota, Eurotiomycetes, Eurotiales, Trichocomaceae. The record is from RefSeq and is a predicted model, not a curated record. The transcript has 2 exons. Gene Ontology annotation, biological process: mitochondrial respiratory chain complex IV assembly.